Messenger RNA from Terrapene triunguis (Three-toed box turtle), 1260 nucleotides. RefSeq names its product eukaryotic translation initiation factor 4E binding protein 2 (gene EIF4EBP2). Gene Ontology annotation, biological process: negative regulation of translational initiation. Gene Ontology annotation, molecular function: eukaryotic initiation factor 4E binding. Lineage: Eukaryota; Metazoa; Chordata; Testudines; Emydidae. The record is from RefSeq and is a predicted model, not a curated record. The transcript is spliced from 3 exons. Gene Ontology annotation, cellular component: cytoplasm. Bases 235 to 582 code for a protein of 115 amino acids.
CCCGCCCCGGGUUUCCUGCUGCUGGCGGAGGCCGAGGGAGAAGGUGGCGGUGGAGGCGGUGGACGGAGAGAAAGCGCCGAGGAACCGGAGAAGAGAGGCGGCUGCUGCCCUCCCCCCGCCCCCGGAGUGAGUCCAGCGCCGCCGCCUCCACCACCUCCUCCUUCAGCGUCUCUGCCCCCUUCCCUCCCCCCGGCCACCUACCUCCCCCAGCAGCCGGGACAAUAGAGCAGGGAGAUGUCCUCCUCCGGCGGCCACCAGCACAGCCAGAGCCGGGCCAUCCCCACCAGGACGGUGCCCAUCAGCGAUGCCACGCAGCUACCUCAUGACUAUUGCACCACGCCCGGGGGGACCCUGUUUUCUACCACUCCUGGAGGUACCCGAAUCAUCUACGACCGUAAGUUUCUGUUAGAUCGCCGCAAUUCCCCCAUGGCUCAGACCCCACCAUGCCAUCUCCCAAAUAUUCCAGGAGUCACCAGUCCUGGUACCAUGGUCGAGGGUUCCAAAGUGGAAAUAAACAAUCUGAACAAUCAUGACAGGAAGAAUGCAAUGGGGGAUGAUGCUCAGUUUGAGAUGGACAUCUGAUUACCCCAGAGCGUAACCAUGGAGAGGCAGCAAUUCCUGAUACCUGUGCAUACUCGAUUCUGCUAAUCGGAUCAGUAACUGAAAGGUGGAAGAGGCGGCGGUAGCAGCAGUCUCCAUCAGACUCCCCACCUCAUCUUCCAAGUGCCAAAGGAUAGGAAUCUAGCUCCCCAAUCCUGCUCCCCCCACCCUUUUUAACUCCCAUCUCCCUGCUCUGUGACUGAAUGGAUGCCCUUGUCAAAUUAUACAGAGCUGAGGAACACUCCGAGUGGAACCUUGGCAUCUCGCACUUUAGAGGCACCCUGUCAAACCAUACACAAGCGAGAACGUACCUCCAUCACCAACUGGAUAUUUAUUGCAAACAGCAAAGGGGCCAGGGACUGGUGGAUUUAUGCUAAGUGGAGAUGGCUUUUUCUGUGUUCCCCUCCCUUCAGCCUGAUCCCAGCUCACAAAGGGCUUAUGUUUGCACAGCAAGUAACCAGUUGUAAUAUGGUAUCUCAAAUACUUUUGAUCACUCGCAUUUUAGAAACUGCAAGGAAUAGUGGGAGAACGGGUAAGAGUCUCUGCUCAGUCUGAGUUCCUUUUCCUCAGUGGGCAGAGCACUCACUUGAGUAACUCUGGGGGAACCUGGGUACUAGUCCCACUUGUGACCUUUCUCCAUGACUCUGUGCCCUGCAAUGU